GGGCCGCAUUGCCUGCGCCAACGUGCUGAGCGACCUGUACGCCAUGGGCAUCACCGAAUGCGACAACAUGCUGAUGCUGCUCAGCGUCAGCCAGAAGAUGACCGAGGAGGAGCGGGAGAAGAUCAUGCCGCUGAUCGUGAAAGGUUUUCGGGACGCGGCGGAGGACGGGGGGACGUCUGUGACGGGGGGACAGACGGUGGUGAACCCCUGGGUGAUCGUGGGCGGUGUGGCCACUGUCGUUUGUCAGCCUAACGAGUUCAUUAUGCCUGACAGCGCCGUCCCUGGGGAUGUCCUGGUGCUGACCAAGCCCUUGGGGACGCAGGUGGCCGUCAGCGCGCACCAGUGGCUGGACAAUGUGAGUUGGGGGGCUUGGGGGGGGGAUUGGGGACACCCCAGUGUCCCCAAGGGGACCUAGAGCCACCCCCGUGUCCUCAGAUGGGGCCAGGAGCCCACCCGGUGUGACCAGGAGGAUCCGAGAUGGCACCAAAAGCCACCCCUGAUGUCCCCAAGGGGACCUAGAGCCUCCUGGGGGGGUUCCUAAACCACUUUUGAUAUCCCCAAGGGGACCCAGAGCCACUUUGGGGGGUUCCUAAGCCACCCCCGAUGUCCCCAGGAGGACACAGAGCCACCAUGGGGGUCCUUAAACCGCUCCUGAUGUGUCUGAAAGCCACCGUAAGAGUCUCCAGGGCACCCUGGAUGUCCCCCAGGAGACUAAGAGCCACCCUGUGGGUUCCUUAAGCCACCUGAAAUGUCCCUAAGGGGAUGGAGAUCCACCCUGGGGACCCCUAAACCACCCAAAUGUGCCCAAGAGCCACCAUCGGAGUCCCUAAACCACCCUAGAUGUCCCCCAAGUAGACCAAGAGCCACCCUGUGGGUUCCUUAAGCCACCCUAGAUGUCCCCAAGAGAACACAA
Haliaeetus leucocephalus (bald eagle) is the source of this 913-nucleotide messenger RNA. RefSeq names its product selenide, water dikinase 2-like. Gene Ontology annotation, molecular function: ATP binding; selenide, water dikinase activity. Gene Ontology annotation, biological process: L-selenocysteine biosynthetic process. The transcript has 3 exons. Lineage: Eukaryota; Metazoa; Chordata; Aves; Accipitriformes; Accipitridae. The coding region runs from base 44 to 415 and encodes 123 amino acids. Gene Ontology annotation, cellular component: cytoplasm. The record is from RefSeq and is a predicted model, not a curated record.